Molecule: messenger RNA, 567 nt
Organism: Cooperia oncophora
Lineage: Eukaryota; Metazoa; Nematoda; Chromadorea; Rhabditida; Trichostrongylidae
Source: the annotation of a GenBank genome assembly
AUGUAUCUUUCAGGGGAAGAUGGAAAACUUGCAGAUGUGAAUCCUUCAUUAGGAAUAAAAAGCAAGGAGUUGACAGCAAGUGCCGAAAAAGGAGAGCGGGUUGUCAUCUUAGAAGAUACAAUUCUAGACGAGUUCCAAGAACAACGAGCGAAGUUCAGUAUUCGUAAGGAUGCCGAUCCUCCACCAAUCGAAGUAACCGAUGACGGCAAGACCGGUGCUGAAAAAGGACAGCAGGUAUUUCAAUCAAAUAUCAAUCAAAAAUCGAAUGAGCGAGAAUGUCAUGUGUCGCAGAGUAAGGUCGUAGAAAAAGGCAGAGGGCAGGCAGGGUCAAGAGAUGACAACAUUCAAGAUAAAUCUUGUGAUAGAAAAUCGAAGGAUGAGCGCCGCAUUACUUCGCAGAACAGAUCGUAUGGUAAAGAGACGACAAAGGAUCGUGGCAGUGCUAUACUUGAUAGAUCACAGGUAGAAAAAAGGAUCAGAGCAGUGUCUUGGAUAAGUCAAGUGACAGAAAAUCGAAGCACGACCGUAGUGCCGCAAAGUCGAAAUCCAAACAUAAACCUAAGGUAA